CGAAACCACAUCCGCUGCUACCUUGCUACCGUGCGAUCAGCAGUCGGACCGCUAACGCACUGUGCUCCGUUCAAGCUGCGAAAUGUGGAAUGGUAGAGGCAAGACGUGUGCAGUAGUUGGCUGCAAGAACAGCGACUGGGACAUAAAAAUAUGGAAUGAAUCUGUGUGCGAAGUUCACGGACCGCUACUGCACAAGGACUGUCCGUGUUGCCGACCAUUCGCGAUGCACGGCUUCCCACAAGGAUUAAAAAAUGCCGUCGUCCGCCAGCGUUGGAUCGCAAAUCUUCAACGAAAAAACUUCGACCCCGGAACGUGGGCAAGAGUGUGUUCGGUCCAUUUUGUUGAUGGAUGUCCCACAAAAAAUAACCCAUACCCAACACUGCACCUUGGAACACCGACUAUCCAUCACAAAGGAAGAAGGCAGUUAAAGCGCCCUGCAGCCUGCAUGCAAGAAGCUGAGACAACGGUCACCAUAUGCCCAGCGACAGCUGACACCAGCACUGAACAGCAGACAGCAAUGGACGAGCAAGAUGAAGGCGACAGUGAACCCUGCUACAGUUACAGUUACAUACCAAAUAGGCUGACAGAGGCAGAGGAAACACCAAAGAGCUGCUCGGCCUGCGGCUGCAAAUGCCAGUUUCUGGUGACAUCGGACAAGGAAGUUCAAGCCACAGCACGAUUAUCUGAACACACAUACAGGCUUUCAAAGGAUGUGUUUGAUGAAUUGGUGAGGUCUCUUGAAGCAACUGCUGAGCAGAACUCAUUUGUUUUACCCUUCCAAGAUCAGGUGCUGCUGACACUUAUGAGGCUGCGCUUAGGGCUGCUACUUAAUGACCUCAGUUUCCGCUUCGGUAUUUCCACAGCUCUAGUGAGCAGGAUUUUCUGCACUAUAGUGUCAGCUCUUGCUCGCUUUUCUAGAAAAUAUCUGGUGUUCUGGCUGGCAAGAGAAACAAUUAGAAGAACAAUGCCUAGCAUUUUUGAGGACUAUCCGCUAGCAACAUGCAUCAUCGAUUGCUUUGAGAUUUUUGCUGAGAAACCGGGCAACUUGCUACGGAGAAAUCAGACCUACAGUCAUUAUAAAUCCCACAACACUGCCAAAGUACUGCACGUCAUUGCACCCAAUGGGUUUGUGAUGUUCAUUUCCAAGCCAUAUGGUGGACGUGCAAGCGAUCGGUUCAUCACAUUGGACAGUGGCUUUACAAGGUUUCUGACACCAGGUGAUGAGAUCCUGGCUGACAGGGGUUUCACAAUAGGCGACUGUUUACCAAUGGGAGUAAAUCUAAGGUUACCAAGCUUUUCAAAAGGCAGACAACAAAUAAGUGGCCCUGAGCUAGUAAAGUCAAGGCGCCUAGCAAGGCUCCGCAUCCAUGUUGAGCGGUCUAUAAGACGACUUAAAUGCUUCAGGAUACUGAAGCAUUUUCCCGCAAGCAUCUUUGCAAAAAAACCACUUGCUAAUGAUGUACUGACUGCUGUAGCCGGGCUGUGCAAUCUUCAGCCACCUUUAAUUAAGGACAGAGUGAUUUCUGCACCUUCAAACUAAAUAAAAUAAAUCCUCAUUUUCAGACAGGACAUCAAAGAAUAAUAAGCAGGCAGGCCCUGCCAUCAUAAAAAUGAGUAGAACAGCACAAGUCACAGGCAUGUUGGAAAACAAUUACUGCUAAGUCCUGAAACACCUUUCUCAGUUCGUGCACAAUAGUUCUUUUACGACAAAACUCUGUUAACACUUUCAGAUGCAAUGUACGCAAAGAUAGUGCAUCAACAGCAAAAGCACUGACGAAAGUAAUAUUUAAAAUGGGUUGCAUAUAUCUCGAGACACUUGCGAUUGGAAUUGUGCUGCAAUUUAACAUGUGCAAAAUGUUUUAGUAAAAUGAGUGGGAAGGUAGAUGGUUAGGUGUUUUUGCUUGCUGUCAGUAUGUAGUUGUAUGUAGUGGGUUGACUUCUUUCAAUGUGUUUCACAAUGUCAUGCACCAGGCAUAAUUUUCAUGCGGCUGAACGAGUGCUUUUCAAUACACGAAAUAGUUGAUGUACGCACAUAUGGUGUUCCUGUAGCGACUUUUUGCGUGGAGUCCACAUUCUGUAAUCUUGACAAAACUCACUACAGAACUGAAAAUUCUUAAUCUUUUCUGCAGCUGUACCCUUUCUAUGAUUCUGAGGAGGCAAGAAAUGUGGCGAAAGAAAGUUUUCAAUCAAUAGGUUAAAGUGGCAUCUGAAAGGGUUAAGAUUAAUUAUCUGAUCAGCUGAAAGUUCCAUGCAGCUAUAUUUGUUUCUAAUCAAUUACCUUGUGAUAAUAGGAAUCUGUUUUUAACGUCCCUUGACAUUUCUUUUGAAACAAAUUUUUUUGUACUUUUAAAAAAGUGUAUGCAUACUGUUGCUUAGCUUGUGAUGUAAACAACUGAAGAAACAGGUGUUGGUUGUGUUCACUAUGUAACAAUAAAGUUACUACAGAUAAG
Dermacentor silvarum is the source of this 2450-nucleotide messenger RNA. RefSeq lists its product as uncharacterized. Bases 83 to 1540 code for a protein of 485 amino acids. The record is from RefSeq and is a predicted model, not a curated record. The transcript is spliced from 5 exons. Lineage: Eukaryota; Metazoa; Arthropoda; Arachnida; Ixodida; Ixodidae.